AUGAAUGGAAUGGUUAAAACGGUGAAAUUGGAAGGUUUAAUCGAUAGUAGUUUAAGGGGGAUCUGGGUAUUUCUCUGCUUAAGCCUUGAUUUUAAGACAAGGCUUCGGUGGAAGUUGUUAACUUUGAUUGUGUUUGAGGUUAAAGCUUUGGUGGAAGCUUGUUUCUUUGAUAGAGAGGAAAAAAGCUUUGGUGGAAGCUUGUUUAAUUUGAUUGAGAGCUUUGGUGGAAGCUUUGACUGUGUUAUGGACCCUGAAAUGAUUGAUUUAGCUGCCCUAGAAGAAGUAGCAGUUGAUGGCCAAUCUCAUGUUGGUUCAGAUGCUGCUGCUUCACCUGGGCAGUCUCAAUCUGGCAAUGUGGAAGCCAAUACUGACCCUGUUGCUGAUCAUGUCCCUAAUGUGGAGGCAAAUCCUAAAAAAAGGAAGGAGAGUCAACAAAGAUCAGUUGUUUGGGAGCAUUUUGAUGCAAUCAAAGAUGGCAAAGAAACUAGGCAAGCUUUACUCUCUUUUCAACCUAUUAAUGUGGAAGCUAGACCUGCUGAUAAUCUGUUUUCUGUUGCUACUUGGAAAUUUGAUCAAGAAGUAGUUAGGAAAGCAAUUGCAUAUAUGAUUAUAGUUGAUGAGUUGCCAUUCAAAUUUGUUGAGAAACAGGGGUUUAGAAGAGUGAUGAGUCUUGCUUGUCCUAUGUUUAAAAUGCCUUCUAGGUGGACUGUGAAUAGGGAUUGCUAUGCUAUGUUUGUUGAUGAAAAGUUGAAACUGAAACAAUUUUUUAAAACUCAUAGUCAAAGAGUUAGUCUAACAAGUGAUUCUUGGACUUCUAAUCAAAGAUUGAACUACAUGUGUAUUACUGCUCAUUUUAUUGAUAAUGAUUGGAAGUUGCAUAAAAAGAUUAUCUCUUUUGUUACAUGCUCAAGGCAUAAAGGUGAAUAUUUGUCUAAGUCUAUGGAGACCUGUUUGCAAGAGUGGGGGCUAAAAAAUAUAUUUUCUGUUACCUUAGACAAUGUUGAGAACAAUACUACUGCAAUGGGGUUUUUUAUUAAGAAAAUGUUGACUUGGGGUAGUACACAUGUUAGAUGCAAGUAUGCUCACAUGAGAUGCAUUGCACAUAUUUUGAAUCUUGUAGUGUCUGAUGGUUUGAAAGAGUCUGGUUCAUCUUUUCAAAAGGUUAGGGGAGCUGUUAGGUAUAUAAAAAACUCACCUCUCAGACUUAGCAAAUUUAAAGAAUGCAAAAAAUCACUUGAUUUUGAAUGUAAGCGUUCUUUGUGUCUAGAUGUGCCCACUAGGUGGAAUUCAACAUACUUGAUGUUAGACACUGCUUGUUUGUACCAACCUGUUUUUGAGGAAUAUGAGGAUGUGGAAGCUUCUUUUAGAAUUGAUUUGGGAGAUGAGGUGCCUGAUAAACAUGAUUGGGAUAAGGUUAGGCAAUUAUGUGUGUUGUUACAAUAUUUUUACAAGAUGACUUUGAGAAUUUCUGGUUCUCUUUAUGUCACCUCUAACAACCACUUGAAUGAGAUUUCUGAUUUGUCAACUAUUUUGCAAGAUUGGAUUAAGUCUAGUGAUUACUGUCUAAGAUCAAUGGCAACUAAAAUGAAAGAUAAAUUUGAUAAGUACUGGGGUGAUCCUAAUGUGAUGAACAAGUUGAUUUUCUUUGCAAAUAUUUUAGACCCCCGGGACAGAAUUGUUUACUUGGAAUAUACUUUGAAUCAAAUGUAUGGCUGUCAUGCUGGAAAGUUUUUGUAUACUUGUGUGAUGGAGGAUCUGGCUGAGUUAUUCAAUGACUAUGAAGUUAUUUAUAAGAAGGAAGUAGCCACUACUGCCACUGGGGGCAAUGGCCAAUCAGCAGAACCUGUUGCUCAAUCCUCCCAAGCUAAUUCUGUGCUGAAAGAACGAUUCUUACAGCAAAUGUUAGAGACUGGUGGUGUGAGUGGAAGCAAAAAAAAUGAGUUGGAAAUUUAUCUAAGUGAGGCAGUAGUUGCAAAUGAUGCUAGUUUUGAUAUUCUGCGAUGGUGGACGUUAAAUUCUGAGAGGUUCCCAGUCCUCUCUAGAAUGGCCCGUGAUAUUCUUGCAGUACAAGUCUCAACAGUUGCUUCAGAAUCAGCCUUCAGCACUGGAGGAAGAGUGCUUGAUGACUUUAGGAGUUGCUUGACUCCUAAAAUAGUGGAGGCAUUGGUCUGUAUUCAAGAUUGGCUAAGAGAUCCAUCUAAGCCAGUCUCUAUUGAGGAAUCACUAGAAGAGUUGGAGCAACAUGAAGAAGGUCUUCAAGAUCCAUCUACUGCUCUUAAUGAACAAUAUCCUUUGGUGGUGGGAGCCUUUGCUGGUUCUGUUGGUCCUAUCUUUGCAUUGUUUUGCUGA
Messenger RNA from Mercurialis annua (annual mercury), 2349 nucleotides. RefSeq names its product zinc finger BED domain-containing protein RICESLEEPER 2-like. Gene Ontology annotation, molecular function: protein dimerization activity; DNA binding. NCBI's taxonomy places the organism in Eukaryota, Viridiplantae, Streptophyta, Magnoliopsida, Malpighiales, Euphorbiaceae. The record is from RefSeq and is a predicted model, not a curated record. The transcript is spliced from 10 exons. Bases 1 to 2349 code for a protein of 782 amino acids.